Messenger RNA from Tremella mesenterica DSM 1558, 7338 nucleotides. RefSeq lists its product as uncharacterized. The record is from RefSeq and is a predicted model, not a curated record. Bases 1 to 7338 code for a protein of 2445 amino acids. The transcript is spliced from 13 exons. Lineage: Eukaryota; Fungi; Basidiomycota; Tremellomycetes; Tremellales; Tremellaceae.
AUGUCACUGAUCGACUACCAAACCGUCAUCGAGCGGAUCAAGAGGAACAACCGUCAUAAUCCUGACGACGGUCCUGGUUCCAGUCAUCAUCCCAUGGGUACGAGCCAUGUCAACGUGGAUCAGUCGAUACCAACUUGCACUUUAUCUACCCCGUCAAAAAACGUCUCCGUCUCCCCUGAUCCAACGUCUGUCCCCAACCCUAUCCCUGAUCCUCAUCCUGAACCAACGUUCCUUCCUAUUCCUGUUCCCCUUCCUAUGCCUACUCCGAUCCCUCAUCCGGAUCGAUCAGGGAGAUACAGACCCAAAUCAAAGUCAACAUCGUCCACACGUCGGCCAGAGACGAAAACGAAACCUGAUAGUGGUACGAUACAUCCAAGUCUGGACCCGAUUCGAAUACCGACCAACACCACAACACCGAGCAGUCAUACCACUUUACUCGGUGUGGAGAUGGGUACGACAUCGAUACCCACACCACAAGCCACCUUACUCGGUGUGGAAAUAGGUACGACAUCGAUACCCACACCACCAACCACCUUACUCGGUGUGGAAAUAGGUACGACAUCGAUACCCACACCACCAACCACCUUACUCGGUGUGGAAAUAGGUACGACAUCAAUACCUAUAGGUCAUUUAGAUAAAAGGGACGGAAGACAUGUUACAAAGUUAGAAUUACAGGCAGCCCUCAUCUCCCGUCCAGACCUAUACAACGAAAUGCCUCCCGAAUCAGCUUGCUCAACAUGCCGAGCCGGUCGUUGGAGAUGUAUCGUCGACAAACAUUACAGGAAGAAAUUGAGUUGCAGGAUGUGCGGUAACAUACGUUGCGACCUAGCUACGGAAGAGAGGAGAUUCUUCCUGAGGUCGGCCGCGGGCAAGAGUGUGAAAGAACGCAAGAUUCAAUUGGGGAAACAGAUGGGCAGGUUCGGGGCGGCAAAGGAUAAAGCUAAAGUUUUGGAAACGAGUGGAACAAUCAUCCCGUUUCCCUCAACAUCCACCAUUAUUUCCGAUAUCGACUCGACAACAAUAGCAACCACCCUACCGACCUCAUUCUCACAUACCAAUCUCACUUCACCUUUUCAUCCGGAAAUCAACAACCUUGAAGUUUUAAGGGACGUGGCGUUGGAAUUGGAAAAACGAUCUUUGACAUUAUCAUCCUCUUCGUCGUCAUCGAUAUUACCGUCAUUACCAUUUAGGAAAACAGAUUCGAAUCGUUUACGUUCAGCCAAACCUUCAACCGUCAUCGAUGAAAUCUCUCAUGAUGAUCGUCAAACAACACGAACAACACCAUCUGCAUCUCUACCUCUAGAUGAAACGGACUGUACGGAUAGCCAUCGUGAUGAUGAACAUUGUAUGGACCAAGACUUUAUCCAUCUUGACCACGAUGAAGAUUGUACGGAUGAUGAUCCUCAUCAUCACGAAGACUCGGCCUUCGAUUCGUGUUCUAUAGAUCGAGAUAGGGGAAAAGGAAACGAGGGUGAAGAAGAAAACGAAUACGACUUGCAUGUACAUGAUAUGAACCAUACUCAUUUCGAUCAUGAACUCUACAAAGUCGACCUUUCACUUUCGGAUGGUUUACCCAUGAAGAGAAAGAGGAGGACGGUGGGAAUGCUUGUUGAAUCGGAUACGGGAGAGAUUGAGGGGAGGAGGACGAUAGGAAUGGUCGGAUCGGAUACAGAGGAGAAAAGACUGGUCGAGGAAAGAACGAGAAUAGGAUCUGGGAAAGUAGGAUCGGAAAAGGUUCAUCUGGAUGAUAUCCCACUCAAAGGGAAGAGAAAACGACGAGUCGAGGGGAUGGAAAUGGAAAUGGAAAUGGAAAUGGGACCAGAAAGAAAACGACGAGUCGAGGGAAUGGAAAUUGAAAAAGAAAGAGAGAGAGAAGGAGAAAGUGAAGGAGAAAGAGAAAGAGAAAGAAAAAAAGAAAAGAUUCUUCCAGAUGUAACGAAAACACAACAAACUUUGAAGAAAACGUCGAGACGACCGAAAAAGAGAAAGAAAGAUGGAAAAACCAAAAGGAAGAUGAUUUCUAAACUCGACGUACAUACCAGCAUAUCUCCCCCUACCGCCAAGGAUAAGGAUAAGAAGAUGAAUACGAAAACCAAGACAAAGAUCAAGAAACAAAAUCAAAAGACGUACAUCACCACGAUUGAUGAACAUGUCGUUCACCAAGUAACCCUAUCACGAUACGUCUUGAACGUUUUAUACGAAAAGUUGGCAAUAGCCAACAAGUUUGGGAAUCACGAAAUGGUCGAUAGCGGAUUCAUCGAACGGGAAUGGAGCAAUAUUGACCUACCACCUGCGACCUACGACGUCAACGUCAACGUCCAUGUCCAUGUCAACGUCAACGUCCAUGUCCAUGUCAGCGUCAACGUCAAUGUCAGCCCCGACCGAUCAUCACCAGACGUCCCUUGGUCCGAUCCAACUAUCGGUCCACCUCUGUUCACGUCUGACAUUUCUCAUCCUUUCACCUCUUGGUUCAUCCCAAAAGUUCUCUCCAUCUCCUCUUCCCCCUCGGACCGACUACUACCUUCAAAAGACUCCCAAAAAGUCGAACGAUGGGAACAACUACAAAUGCAUCGAUGGGUGAAGAUAUACUUGUUUACCGAGUGGAAAAAAGCUGUACGGUUCAUGAUAAGGAUUGAAGAGCUUGUUGAAGAACAUGACAGGAGUCCGGACAAGUUGUCGAAUCGACUUGCCAGAUCUUCUGCCUCUGGUGCAAGCAAGCCUUCUAGCAGGGUAGCCAAAGACUGGUGGGAUUGUUUCAGACACGGUACAAAUUGGGACAAGAUCAAGUUCACCUUGAACGAUAACCGAUUCCAAUCUUCCAUCCUAGACCUACGCGAUUCUCUCAAACCCAUCGUCACUCCUUCGGAUCAUCAAGCCCAAUCUCGUUUCCUCUACCAUUGGCGAGGCUUACUCGUCGAACAGGAUAUGCGUAGGACGCCUCGAUGGACAUCAGAGUUUUUGUCAUACCUAGAUGCUCCUUCUGUCCGUUUGGAACCUCAAACAAAUCGUACGUCUCCGACAUCCACUCGUACCCAUCCCGGCGGUAAUCAGACAUCAUCGAUCAACCUUGACGAUUGGGGUAUCAGAACAUACGAUCAACGUCCUCCGGAUUCUGUCAUAUGGAACCCUAUGUCUUUUGACGAAAUACCACUUCAACACGAAUUCUUUUCAAACCUAUUGGUACCUGCUAAUCGAAUAUUGAGCAAAGGUCUGGAUCUGUUCAGGGAGGAAUACAGACAAAGCUUGACGGACAGGGCUUUCACUUUUGCUGUCGGUGGAUCUGGUACCACGGAUUUCUCAGCUUUGAGAAGGAGAAGACAUGAUCAAUCUUUGGUCGAUCCAUUAUCUCUCACUGAAUCUGAAUCUGAUUCUGGUCCUUCAUCAUCUGUUGACCAUAUAACUCUACGCACUACUUCCCUCACUGCGAUAAGGACGAUCAACAUCCCUCUUCUCCCAUCGGCUUACGACAUACCUCUUCCCCCAUCGACACACGACCCACUUGUUCAUCCAUCCGGAACGACCGCCAUGACGGCGGAAGAGGAUGCAACCCCUGCGUCGGUACAAGGAGAGACGAGAAACGUUCCCCAGGUGACCCCUGCUUACAACACUGUAGGAUUCAUAGAGUUUAAACCAUUCUUGACGUUGCGUGAUCUUGUCGUUUUCCUCACAAUGGUGGUUUCUUCCAAAGGAGAAAUGUCAAUGGAGAUUUGGAAUGGAGACACCACACCCAUCUUCGUGGGAGAUGAUGACAAGGUUAUCUCCGCAGGUCUCAGAUGGUAUUUGACUCUGGUAUUGCAACAAUUUCACAAAUAUCAAACCCGUCACCCACUCUUGUCGUCAUACGAAGCUUGCAUCCGUCUUUACCUCACACCGACAGAUAUCCAAAUAUCCAAAAUCAUUUUGAGAGACGGAUCGAAAUCCAACAUUGAAAGAAUCAAACAAGCCUCUGGUCCGAUUGUCAGAGAGAUUAUCAUCCAUCGACAAGGACUUGAUACACGUCUGAGAAGUAACGAUAACCUUCCGAGUGAAAGAGUGUUCGACAAUGGGAGAGGAGGACAAGGGAGAGACAAUAGCAACCUCAUGAGAGAGAUUGAAAUGGAUAACAGACGAGCUACGGACAGAAGAGUUGACAGGAUCUGGAAAACGAUUUUACAAGUGGAUGAAACGAACGAAGAUUGUUCUUCUGGAGAAGUAGCGGUGGACAUGUUGACAAAAGGUAUCUUUAAUGGGGAUGAUGAUGAUGAUGACGACGAUAUGGUUUGGAUGUCUGGGCUCAUUUCGGAACACGUUGCUUUAUCUCAAACUCAAAGUCGGACUUCAACUCGAUCCCAACCAACGCCGUCCCAACAAGCGCCGUCCCAACAACCAUCAUCUCAAGUUGAAACUCACCAUCAGACUCUCACGCAGAAUCAGAGUCAAACGCAGCCCAACAUGACUGGGUACUUUACACCGUAUCUAUCUCUCCCUGCCAACCCUAGAUCCAAACUGUCAAGAAUGUUUCAACGAGGUUUCCUCGAAUGUCUGUUCCCUUCAUAUCCAUCUUUUGAUAUCUCGUCAAUGAAUGACUCGUCUGAUCUUUCCCCUUCUUCGUCUUUUCAGAAAACAUCACCUCACCUCCAACAGCGAUGGUAUCCUCUUUUACCUACAACCGAAUCAUCAGUCGAGCCCGUCAAUUCCCCAUCGAGAAAGAAAUCAUCGUGCGACAUGUCGUCGGUCGCGGUAGAUGAAGACGGAUCAAAUUCGGACAUGACAAUGGUAUCAGAUGGUUCUGAAGGUUCAACUUUGAGGGACGAACAACGGUCCCCAACCCUUUCGAAAUCCCCAGGGACGUCAAGCGUCCAUGAUGAUUGCCCUGUGCUUGCGACAGUGCAAGAAAUCCUUUCGAAGCAGAAGGUUUCCCUGGCUCCAAAAAAUGAAGAUGCAUCAACAGCUUGGAAAGUGAGAGAUGAGCAAGUCGAUUAUGAUAUCACAUUGGAUCGACCCAACCGGAUGAACGACGAGGUCAAUGAAAUCAAUACGCCUGCCUUGACGUCAAUGCUCUUGGAACCUACCUCCUACUGCGGCUCUGGGAGGCUAUACCAAGUCAUACGUGCAGACGCUUGGUUCGCCGGUUCAGCCAGACCUGUUUCCGUAGUGUUGAAGAUAUGCCAUCUCGGUCGGUUCAAUCCAGGAGGUUCAGAAGAGAGUAAAGAGGGAAAAGACAUGAACGCUGAACAGGGUGUGAUCAAUGCUCAUGACCUUGAUGAUCAAUUUGGGGAAACGGAAACGGAAACCAAACACGAAAUCAAUCUUAAUCUUCAUCCACCUUAUACUCGUUCCGAAGCUAUCCAUCACGUGUUGGGAGAAAGAGACGUAAUGUGCGGUAGAUUGAGAAACGAACAAGGUAAAUCUAUACCAAUGUUUUAUGGGUUAUGGGUCAAGGAUGAUUUCCAAACUCGGUCAACAAACGAACUCGAUCCCAAUCUUGAUUCGACCAACCCUUUUUCUCUGACGUCUGUGAACGGUCUGGAUCCCGAUGGUCCGGUCUCAUUCAGAACAAGACGUCUCAAGCGUUUAGAACCCACUGAUCCUAUCCCCGGAUCGAGAUCCACAAGUGGAAUGGAUCCCUUGACGACGUAUGGUCUGGACAGAAACUUGAAACCUGAAGCACAAGCGUUGGAAUCCAUCUCCAACCUUCACGAUCGAGGUGUCAUCCAUGGAGAUAUACGUGCUCGACACUUACUCGUUCGACCAAAUCAUCAACCUAGUCAUCGUUCAGAACAUGAUCCCUCACAAAAUCGUCGAGAUCAAACUCUUGGAAAUCGAAAUCUCGCCAGAGGUCAAGGAACACGUCAAGACGUUGAAAACGAAAACGACGAACAUGGUGCGAGUGAAAGGGCGACAAGACGAAACACCACAAACGUUUCUUCUCGUUCUCCACAGGUUCAGAUUACGUUUUGCGAUCUGGAAGGUUGUUGGUCACCUCGAGAAGACGAGUUUGAAAGUGAGAAAAAGAUUGAAAUCGAUCAGAUCCAGCGAGUGAUCAAGUCGAUUCCUGAACCGUCGUGGUUUGUCCUAGGGCAGAUGAUUAGGAGACACGAUCCAUUAGCACCAGAGCCCCUAGAUUUCCACGAGACAUCCAUCGAGUUCGACCCAACCUGCGACCUAGUCGUCGUGUUUCCAGUACCGUUACAAGUUGAAGAAUCAGCCUUACGCACCUUGGGUCGAAUCGGAGGGUACUGUAUGCUCACCAGAGGGAAAGCGCGGAAAAUGAUACCAGAAAAAGAGGAGUUGGAACAAGGGCUGGUCCCAGAGGAAGAAAUACCAACAAGUUCUUCGAGAAGUACCAUUUCACAUGAUCUCACUUCUACUACCACUACCCCAGAUCCGCUAAAUGAAUUAUCGCAGCAGUUGUCACAAUUGUUAGCCAUUAUGACGAUGCAACAAAAAGAACAAAAUGCAUUAAGGGAAGAACUGGCUACGAUGAAAGCUGACCGACAGAACCAACAGAUACUCACAUCGAAAGGGGCAAGUUUGAUCGAAGUCGAAGAAAACAAGCCGUGUUUGGAGCCAAAACUUACCAACAACGAACGAACAGGAAGAACCAGGUGUGCGGAUCCACCUACCUUCAGUGGAGAACGAGGAGAAUUGGACAACUUCCUUGCAGCAUGUCACAUGAACUUCGAAUUCAAAGGGGCAGAGUACGCCACCGAUCGCAGAAAGAUCCUGUUCAUGUACGGGUAUCUUCGAGGCACCCCUCAAAUGCUCAUAACCCCGGCCAUAACCAAUCCAAUGGUAGUGGUAAAUAACACCGAUCCUCGAACCAAAUCGGACUGGAUCUAUUUCAAACAACAUGUGAUAGGGACUGAGGAGAACCAACGGAUGGCUGAAACGAUGAUUGCGGCGAAUCGAUGGGCUGCUAGACGCAAAAAUGAGACGACCUGGCUUCCCCCUCGAUCGAAUUCGAUGCGAUUGGAUACUAGUCCGCCCAACCCGGUAGAACGCCACUCACAAUCGACUGGUAGAGGACCCUUGCCUGGUGGAAAACCAGGGAUGAUGAAUUAUGGUCUACCAAAUGACCCUCCGGUCACUUGGACAGAGGACGGAGGACGUCUCAGCGAGAACGAAAUGACUUGGAGGAGGGAGAACCGACGUUGUCUCAAGUGUAGAAGUCCAGAACAUUACGCCAACAACUGUCCAAAUGGAGGAAAUACGAGGAACAACAUUAGGGGAUCCCCAAACCCGCAUAGCUCACCAAUUCCUAGUGGAUCGAACUCGAUCCCAACCGGAUCCAAAGGGCCAUUAGUUCGAGGAAUGGCGGUGACCUUUGAAGAAGAGGGAAACGAAUACCUGGCCUAA